Molecule: messenger RNA, 1992 nt
Organism: Cucurbita maxima (winter squash)
Lineage: Eukaryota; Viridiplantae; Streptophyta; Magnoliopsida; Cucurbitales; Cucurbitaceae
Product: tubby-like protein 8
Exons: 9
Coding region: 578-1795 (405 amino acids)
Source: RefSeq, a predicted model, not a curated record
GUUUUGAUUUAUUUAUUUAACUCGUUUUUGAAAGAAUGAAGCAAAUGAAACAGAGUGGGGUCCACUUCCGAACAAGAACAUAGACAAAGACAGAUUCUCAAAUGUCCCAUUUUGAAAAAAGCCCACUUCCCGCGUUUCCUCCUUUUCCAUCAAACAGUCAAAUCCCACUGUUUAUUUAUUUAUUUAUUUAUUAUUAUUUCUUUUUUAAGGUUACCGUUGGUUCCUCAUGCAAAAACAAAACAUCCAAACAAAAUCCAAAGUUUCCACUUUUUCCAAUGCCCAUUUCAAAUUCAAAUAUUUCCUUUUUCCCCCAAAGCUUCUGACCUUUCCCAAUGUCAUCUUCCCACAGCUCACUUCAGCUUAUAAAAUAAAAUAAAAAAUUAAAGUUUGAAUCUUUUCUUAAUCACUCUAAUUUAAAUGUUCUAAAACAGAACUAAAUGUUUUUAAUGGUCUCUUUCUUCCUCGCAUAUAAAUUCCAGGUUAUGAAUCCAGAGAUAGAGACUAGACCACAAAAUACCUUCCCCCAUUUUCUCAUUCUCUUAACUCUUCCCCUGUUCUUGUCUCAACAGACAAAAGAAUGAGUGGUGACAAGAAGACGAUCAUUCAUCGCCAAACUUCCUAUAAUCCUCUCUAUGUCAAUCCCCUUACUGACCUCCGGCACAACCGUAGCUGUAGCGACGGCGGAUUCCGGCAAAGUAAAGAAAACUUGACACCCAAUACGAAGGAGAAACAGAGCGAUGAAAAUGGAGUGCUCUGCGACAAAGAAAACGCGAAUCCGAGUAAUGGGUCUUGUGCUAAUCCUAAGAAAUUUGGGGAUUUCAAGUCGUUUUCGACUGGGAAGGCGUUGAAGCCUUCGUCGCUUCAUCUGUGUAUGCAGAUGAAUGAACCAGAUAAGAUUUUUGGGUCUAAGUUGUGGGAGGGGACUGAUUCAGAGCACUCUAGUUCGUUGAAGAUUUGGGACUUUUCGGAUUCUGAAGCUGCUCCAGCUUCUUCUUGGUCCACAUUGCCUAACAGGUCGUUGUUGUGUAGGCCAUUGCCUGUGGAUGUGGGGAGAUGUACCUGUGUCAUUGUGAAGGAGAAGUCACCGGAUGGACUUCGUGGUGGUGCUUUCUAUUCUCUCUACACCAAUGAAGGGAAGGGAAGGCAGGACCGGAAGUUGGCGGUGGCUCGGCAUCGACGACAGAAUGGGAGGUCAGAGUAUAAAAUAGCUCAGAGUGCAAGAGGGAUAUUGUGCAAUGCAGAUGAUAGUUUUGUUGGAUCCAUGACUACAAACCUUGUUGGUUCGAAAUAUCAUAUAUGGGAUCAGGCGAGCCGACUGAAACCCAUCCCGAGCCAGUCGAAAUCGCUUCUUGCUGCUGUAACAUUCAUGCCUACAAUAACCACUUGGACAGGCAGUCAUAGAAGCAUGAAGGCUUUCAUCCCCAAGCAUCAAACAAUUCAGCUGAAAAACACCAAUCAGCAGGUGCAGCACAUAGCAGGGCUGCCAAGGGAGUGGGAGGAAGAAAAGACCAAAGUCCACCAGCUUGUCUCUAGAGUUCCUCAAUACAACAAGAUUUCUAAGCAAUAUGAGUUGGACUUCAGAGACAGAGGAAGAGCAGUUUCAGGUCUUACGAUCCAAACCUCUGUGAAGAAUUUUCAGUUAACUUUAGAGGAAAAUGGCAAGCAAACAAUUCUCCAACUUGGAAGGAUUGGGAAGUCCAAGUAUGUGAUGGAUUAUAGGUAUCCAUUGACAGGUUACCAAGCAUUUUGCAUAUGCCUGGCUUCCAUAGAUUCAAAGCUUUGUUGCUCAGUAUGAUAAUCCUUGGCUGCUUCUCAGCUCUUUUGCUGUUCAAUCUCUGAACAACCUUCCUUGCAAUGCCCUGACUUACUAAAUAUCGGUGCAACUCUAAUUGAAGAUGUAUUUGUAAAUUCUCUUGACUUAAGAGUUUUGAAUUUUGAUGAUUAACAAUGUUUUGCUUUAAUGGUUUUGGUGAAUCAUGUUUCUCUUUUGGA